GAAACCCAUUUCUUUGGGGGGGGUUGUUUGUUUACUCAUCUCGCCAACGUCACGUCCGGCUUUUGGUCACGAGCAAACGCCAGUGUUUCCGUCUGUGUUGUCGUGAAGCCGCAGUAACCAAGCGUUCCCUUUCUCUAUCGAGCUGAGGACGCGUUGAGGAAGCACGAUGAGUACUGACAAGUACCCCAGGUCGUCCAUAGAGGACGACUUCAACUAUGGCACGAAUGUCGCCACAGCCAGUAUCCAGAUACGGAUGGACUUCCUGAGGAAGGUGUACAGCCUGCUGAGCGUGCAGAUCAUCCUGACCACAGCCACCUCCGCCCUCUUCAUGUUCUCUCAAACCAUCAAGGAGUUCGUCCACGCCAGUCCUGCGGUGGUGUUGGCUUCGGCUUUGGGCUCUCUGGUGGUUCUGGUGGCCCUGGCCGUGUACAGACACCAGCAUCCAGUCAACCUCUACCUGCUGCUCGUAUUUACUCUGCUAGAAGCAAUUUCUGUGGCCACAGCUUUGACCUUCUAUGAAUACUCCACUGUACUGCAAGCCUUGUUCCUGACCUGUGCUGUGUUCGCUGGACUGACAAUCUACACGUUCCAGUCCAAGAGAGACUUCAGUAAAUUGGGAGCAGGACUGUUCGCCUGCCUCUGGAUCCUCCUCAUCGCAAGCUUCAUGAGGUUCUUCUUCAACAGCGACAGCACUGAGCUGGUCAUGUCUGGAGUGGGGGCCCUGGUCUUCUGUGGCUUCAUCAUCUACGACACACACCUGCUGAUGAAGCAGCUCUCGCCCGAGGAGCACAUCCUGGCCUCCAUCAACCUCUACCUGGACAUCGUCAACCUCUUCCUGCACAUCCUGCGUCUCCUGGAUUCCAUGAAGAAGCACUGAAAGCCCCCCCACAGAUACGCUGGUGUUUGAUUACCCUGAUUUCACGUGAGCUGACCAAACAUUAGAUUUUAGAGCGCAAGCUGUGUGCUUGGUGAACUGUCCACAUGUGUUGCUAAUUGUAUAAAGUGAAUUAGAUCUCUAUCAGUGCGGUUUCAUUUGUUCUGAAACCAAAAGGUCCUCAUCACAUCAUGAAACGGAUCAGUGACUUAAAGGUACACCACGUGAUUUGACAUUGAGCCCACGAGCACCCCCAGCAGGCCUAUUUGCAGCUCACCUUGUGCUUUUCGAUUUAAAUCCCUCUUGUAGCUGUAGACCGCUCAGAUAUCCUGUUUCACUGAGGAAUAGUCCCAGUACAGAAGGUCAAGACACUGGAACUUUAACAGCAUCACAAACUACAUCCUUCUGCAUUCAACUGUUUUAACAGAAAACAACAAAAGAGGGAUUUAUUGCAGCCCUUUAUCGCUCGGUGUACUAAAUAAAUAAAUAUAUAAAGAGCAGAACAUAGUUGGUUAACAGUGACCUGUGGGACAUUUGGCAUGGCGAGGCAUUAGUGAAUGCAUUUUACUUAUUUGGGUUUCACAUAUCUAUCAUUCCACAAAUGUAUUCUCAAACUGAAUUUAUUGUUGAAUGUCUUCAAUGUUCUUGAACAGGAGUAUAUUGUCCAUCAGUCCCACCACACCACACCACACCACACCACACACACACACACACACAGCAAGAAGAGGACUCUAUGUAUGUUCAGUUUAAAGAAGCGCAUGCCUGGGCUUAUUGAUUGUACAUGUUUCAAUGGUGUAAAUGUAUCGGCGUACAGUUUGGUACUGCAGACUCGUAUGAUGAGGGUUUAGAGUAAUACGGUGUGAUUCUAGAGUAAUCUCAAUCAUCGGGAUAUGGUUAAAUGUUAUGAAGAUACUUGCUUCAACUGUUCCUAUUGAAUUACUCCAUAAAUGGACCACCCAGAAUGUUUUUCAGCUUCAGACUACAGUCUGCAUGUCUUAAUGAGUCAUUGUGUUGUGUUGAUUAUGGUUUAGGGUUGAUUGCCCCUUUUUAACUGCUGUAAACUAUGUUGUUAAACAUUCUUUAAAAUAAAUAUUGCAAUAUUUUCUAAAGGGAAAAAUGUAACCGAGA
This is a messenger RNA of Cyclopterus lumpus (lumpfish), 2002 nucleotides long. It is a transcript of the gene tmbim4, whose product is annotated as transmembrane BAX inhibitor motif containing 4. NCBI's taxonomy places the organism in Eukaryota, Metazoa, Chordata, Actinopteri, Perciformes, Cyclopteridae. Gene Ontology annotation, cellular component: membrane. Gene Ontology annotation, biological process: negative regulation of apoptotic process. The coding region runs from base 167 to 877 and encodes 236 amino acids. The transcript is spliced from 7 exons. The record is from RefSeq and is a predicted model, not a curated record.